CGAGCCAUCGUCGCGCAGAUCAUUUUCUCCGUUUAAACCUCCAACAGAAGGUAGCGUAACAUGUCUGAACGAUGUUUUCAUACGUUUAUCUGAGGUCAGAACUACAUCUGGACAGUCUCUCUUGUGUAAAUAUGUGUCUACAUAUUAAGUCACUUCCUUCGUCCAUUAUGACGAAUUUAAGGUAGGUAGAAAGGAUCUUUUACCUGAUUCGCUGUUUUUUUUGUUUUUUUUUUCGGCUCCGUUACAAAAUGAAAGAGUCGUGACGGUUUCGGUUUGCUAAGCAGGCUUUGCUUUGUGGAGGGUUGUUAUAUUUCCGAGAAAAAAGGCUUCCUAAAGGACAGUCAAGGUUAAUUAAUUCAUAUCAUAAUCAGCUAUAAUGACUGAUAGUUCAAAAGUUACCCCACUUUCCAAAUUCGUACCCUUCUUUUUUGGGCAAAACUGCCAAGACAAGUUUUUUUUUCUUUUUCUUUUUCUUUUUUUUUGAUAUUCCUAUACACACUACCACCUUCUCCUCCACUUGUCUAUUCUCUCUGUCAUUAACAGUUUCAGGUGACUCAUUAACGACUCAGUUUCCACUGUUUUCAGCUGCUUGCAGCUUGUUGCUUGUGUGUUACAGUCGCCAUCUUGUGGUCAGGAUGGGGCACUGAAGGAGUGUUGACAUUAUUGUGCAUCUCUACCUAUCACUUAUAUGAAAGAAAAAAAUAACAGCCAAUCACUGGAUGCGAAGGUGAUAUUUUUUCAUAUAAAAGAUGAUUUAAUUUAAUGUUUCCUCACCAGAUAAAAGUGUGCAAGAGCUAAUGUGGAUGCGAGUCCAUUAACAUGAAUCAGUGUGAGGACAGAGAGGAGGGAAUCCUCCCCUCUAAAACCACGCUGGGUCGGGAACAUGACUGCCAGACCAAAGCUCAGAGUCUAGAGCAGCAGCACACGCAAGACUGUCCUGGACCUGAACCCAGCUGUGUGUCCUUCCAGAGCCACCAGUCAAAGGAUUUUAUUAUUGAUUUUAAACAAGGUCAUCGAUCAGUUCCAGAGCAGCAGAACACUCCAGGCUGUCCUGGACCUGAACCCAGCUGUGUGUCCUUCCAGAGCCACCAGUCAAAGGAUUUUAUUAUUGAUUUUAAACAAGGUCAUCGAUCAGUUACGGAGCAGCGGCACAUACAAGACUGUCCUGGACCUGAACCCAGCUGUAUGUCUUUCCAGAGCAACUGUUCAAAGGAUUUUUUUAUUGAUUUUAAACAAAUACAUCUAUCUGACAGACACAGGAUCUGUAAGAGACCAGCCACCGCUGAACCUCUAUCUGAUCCUGAGUCUAAACUCAGCUGUCUGUCGUUCAAGAGUGAGCAGUCACUUGAGCGUUUCUACGAUUUUAAAGGAGAACAACCCUUCCCUGCAAAGAGAGUUGACCAAAAGAUCUCAGAGGUGUCCAGCGGUCAGCCUGCCCAGCAGCAUCAAACACACUUGGACUGCGUAUUUAUGCUGCUGGAGGAGAACAUUGUCGCCUUUGUAAAGAAUGAACUGAAGAGGUUCCGGAAGGUUUUGAGUUUAGAUGACCCAGAUUGCUUAGUAAAUCAGAGGGAGGAUGAGGAGAUGUUGGACAGUGAGGAGGAAGAGCAGAGGAGGAACAACAGAGAGGCAUUUCAGAGGAUCACGGUCCACUUCCUGAGAAGAAUGGGGCGGGACAAGCUAGCAGACAUGCUGCAGAGCAGAAGUCAAGCUGGAGUCGGUCUAGACUUGUCUAAACUAAAAUCCAAACUGAAGAGGAAAUUCCAAUGUGUGUUUGAGGGGAUUUCUAAAGCAGGAAACCCAACCCUUUUGAAUGAGAUCUACACAGAGCUAUAUAUUACAGAGGGAGAUUCUGGAGAGGUCAAUAAAGAACACGAGGUCAGACAGAUUGAAACAGCAUCCAGGAAACGAGAUGGACCCGAAACAACAAUCAGACUUGAAAACAUCUUUAAACCCUCACCUGCGAGAGUUAAACCAAUCAGAACAGUGCUGACAAAAGGAGUGGCUGGCAUUGGGAAAACAGUCCUAACACAGAAGUUCACUUUGGACUGGGCUGAAGACAAAGCCAACCAGGACAUACAGUUCACAUUGCCAUUCACAUUCAGAGAGCUGAAUGUUCUGAAAGAGAAAAGGUACAGCUUAGUGCAACUUGUUCAUCACUUCUUCACUGAAACCAAAGAAGUAGGAAUCUGCAAGUUUGAAGAAUUUGAUGUUGUCUUCAUCUUUGACGGUCUGGAUGAGUGUCGAUUUCCUCUGGACUUUCACAACAAUGAGAUCCUGACUGAUGUCACAGAGUCCACCACAGUGGAUGUUCUGUUGACAAACCUCAUCAGGGGCGACCUGCUUCCCUCUGCUCGCCUCUGGAUAACCACACGACCUGCAGCAGCCAAUCAGAUCCCUCCUAGGUGCGUCGACAUGGUGACAGAGGUCAGAGGGUUCACUGACCCACAAAAGGAGGAGUACUUCAAGAAGAGAUUAAAAGAUAAGAAGCAGGCCAACAAAAUCAUCUCUCACAUCAAGACAUCACGAAGCCUCCACAUCAUGUGCCACAUCCCAGUCUUCUGCUGGAUCACUGCAACAGUUCUGGAGGAUAUGUUGAAGACCAGAGAGGGAGGAGAGCUGCCCAAGACCCUGACUGAGAUGUACAUCCACUUUCUUGUGGUUCAAACUAAACUGAAGAAUGUCAAGUAUAAAGGAGGAGCUGAGACAGAUGCACACUGGAAUUCAGACAACAGGAAGAUGAUUGCGUCUUUGGGAAAACUGGCUUUAGAGCAGCUGCAGAAAGGCAAUCUGAUCUUCUAUGAAUCAGACCUGAGCGAGUGUGGCAUUGAUAUCAGAGCAGCCUCAGUGUACUCAGGAGUGUUCACACAGAUCUUUAAAGAGGAGAGAGGACUGUACCAGGACAGGGUUUUCUGUUUUGUCCACCUGAGUGUUCAGGAGUUUCUGGCUGCUCUUCAUGUCCAUAUGACAUUCACCAGCUUGGGUGUCAGUUUGCUGUUAGAACAGUCAACAUCCCAGAAAUCUGAAAGAACAAAAUAUGAAUCUGAGACACAUUUUUACCAGAGUGCUGUGGAUAAGGCCCUUGAGAGUCAAAAUGGACACCUGGACUUGUUACUCCGCUUCCUGUUGGGCCUUUCACUGCAGACAAAUCAGACUCUCCUUCAAGGCAUGCUGACACACACAGGAAGUAGCUCCUUAACCAGUCAGGAAACAGUUGAGUACAUCAAGAACAAGAUUGAAGAGACUCCCUCUGCAGAGAAAAGCAUCAAUCUCUUCCACUGUCUGAAUGAACUGGAUGAUCGCUCUCUUGUGGAGCAUAUCCAACAGUCCCUCAGUUCAGGAAGACUUUCCACUGAUAAGCUGUCUCCUGCUCAGUGGUCAGCUCUGGUCUUCAUCUUGCUGUCAUCAGAAAAAGAUCUGGAUAUAUUUGACCUGAAGAAAUACUCAUCUUCAGAGGAGGCCCUUUGGAGGCUGCUGCCAGUAGUCAAAGCCUCAAACAAAGCUCUACUGAGUGGCUGUAACCUCUCGGAAAGAAGCUGUGAAGCUCUGAUCUCAGUUCUCAGCUCUCAGUCCUCUAGUCUCAGAGAGCUGGACCUCAGUGACAACAACCUGCAGGAUUCAGGAGUGAAGCUGUUAUCUGUUGGACUGGAGAGUCCACACUGUAGACUGGAAAGUCUCAGGCUGUCAGGCUGUCUGAUCACACAUGAAGGAUGUGCUUUUUUGGCCUCAGCUCUGAGCUCCAAUCCUUCCCACUUGAGAGAGCUGGAUCUGAGCUACAAUAAUCUCAGAGACUCGGCAGUGAAGCCGCUGUCUGAUGGGCUGGAAAAUCCAGACUGGAGACUGGAAACUCUCAGUGUGGAGCCUGGUGGAGUCCAAUGGUUAAAACCAGGCUUAAGGAAGUAUUCCUGUGAACUCACUCUUGACACAAACACAGUAAACAGGAAGAUCAAACUGUCGGACAACAACAGGAAGGUGACAUACGUGGGGGAGGUGCAGUCAUAUCCUGAUCAUCCAGACAGAUUUGACAUCUGUCCACAGCUGCUCUGUAGAAAUAGUGUGACUGGUCGUAGUUACUGGGAAGUUGAGUGGACAGGAAGAGUUUCUAUAUCAGUGAGUUACAGAGGAAUCGGCAGGAAAGGAGACAGUGAUGACUCUGUGUUUGGAGAGAAUGACCAGUCCUGGAGACUGAUCUGCGCUGAUGGUGGUCGCUUCUAUGUCUGGCACAAUAACAGUAGAACAUCCAUCCCCUCAUCCACUGCCUCAAAUAGAGUGGCAGUGUAUGUGGACCAUCAUGCUGGCACUCUGUCCUUCUACAAAAUCUCAUCUGACACACAGAUCCACCUCCACACCUACAACACCACGUUCACUUCACCUCUCUAUCCUGGGUUUGGGUUUGGGUUUUUGGCUGGUUCAUCUGUGUCCCUGUGUUCUCUAUAGGAAGGAGUCUCCACACACUGGUGAUAUAUUUUCUCAAGCAUAUAAGCUGUUCAAAAAAGGGGCAAGUUCAGAAAAGCUGUUACAACACAGACUCAAAACUUAGCGAAGACAUUUGACUCAGUUAUGGGGUGUAAAUUGUGUUAUUGAUUACCUAACUGAGCACAGAAGUGAUCUUCCUUGCUGUGAACACACAUGUUGACUUGUGACUUUACAAAAGUAGGGUGACACUCAUCUCAUCUUUGAACAGAAAGGUUAUGUGACAUAUGGAAUAUAAUAGAUAGAUAGAUAGAGAUAUAUACAUGUCAUCUGUAAUAUAUGGAAGGAAUUCCAUUUUGCCAAACACCUCCAAUCAACCAAGAAGUGUUAUAUCUGAAUGUUUGUUUUGGUUAUAGCAAGCUAGUCUCCGUGCCAAUAUAGUUUUGUUAGCCUAAAAGAAAUAAUGUUACAUCUCUGUGACUUGCCAGCAGUAAGUCUCAAUGAGCUUUGUUUUAAUAGUAGAAAAAGAAGAUAGAGGUGUAUUGAUAGCAGAAUUGAUGUAGCAGAGAAGUAAUGAUUAAGAGGGACCCUUAAUUAAAAACUAAGGGCCCAUUUCCGUCAAGCAGUACAUGCAAGCUUUGUUUGAGAAAAGGCUGCAGUGUGUUUGUAUUGUAUUAUAACAUUGUUGCACGGGAGUGACAACUCCUUAUCGACCAAUCAACAGACAGCACGGGGCGUGGCUUAAACCAUACUUGUUACAGAAGGGUGCCAAAAAUGUGAAAAUGCAGCUUAACUGUUCCCUAUUUGUCUUCAGUGGAGACAGCGAUCUCUAGCUGUUUUUAAAGGUAGAUAGGAAAUCUCUCUGGAUCCACUGAAUCCUUUUUGGACCAACUAAAUGCUUGGAAAGGGCACAUACAGGAAGAUAUCUCCUUAGAGGUGUGUAUGUUUGACAGCCCGUAGUCAAAUGGUCAACACAAGCUAUGACAAUUUCAUCUGCAAAAUGCACACUUGUACAACCCCAGUCAAACUGCGUACAGAGAAACACUUUUGGUGCAAUAAUUAAAUUAAAUGCAAUAAUCAAAGUGACUUGAACAAAUGUAUCUCUACACCACAAGUUGAUUAUACUAUCUACUUAUCCAAACCAAAGAAAGCCUCAGUUAAUAUGUUCUACCUCCAUGCAAAACUUCUUGUUGCAUUUAUUCAAGUAAAAUGACAUUUAUUUAAGUAAAGUGACAUAUAAUAAUCUUGUAGUAUUAUCAUGGAAAAAUAUAAGGAGACCAUGCAUUGGCUAGUGGCUCAAGGAGAUGUCUUCCUGCUUCUCAAUGCAGGAAAUUUCAUUCUUAAAUGUAAAAGGAAGGCUUUCCAUUCCAUCUGAAAAUCCUUCAUUCACAUUAGUAUUACAAGGGACUGAAGAAAUGAGUUUAUUCAGAAAAAAAAGUGUUUGAAUGUUGAAUGGCUGGCUAAGGACAGGGAGGAAUAGAAAUCAUUUAUUUUAAUAUAUUUUUUUAUGUAUUUUUUUCUUUUUCAUCAUAUAGCUAGCUAGAUAGAUGUACUUUAUUGAUCCCAGGCUGGGAAAUUACAGUGCAGCAGCAGCAAUACACACAA
Molecule: messenger RNA, 6018 nt
Organism: Scatophagus argus
Lineage: Eukaryota; Metazoa; Chordata; Actinopteri; Scatophagidae
Product: NLR family CARD domain-containing protein 3-like
Exons: 10
Coding region: 820-4437 (1205 amino acids)
Molecular function (GO): protein binding
Source: RefSeq, a predicted model, not a curated record